CCUGCUCAUCCCAUCCCACCACCGCAACUCCAAGUCACCGGCGCUCGCUACCAACUCGACCGGAUCCUUCGCGAUGGCGCGCACGAAGCAGACGGCGCGCAAGUCCACCGGUGGCAAGGCGCCGCGGAAGCAGCUGGCGACGAAGGCGGCGCGCAAGUCGGCCCCGGCGACCGGCGGCGUGAAGAAGCCGCACCGCUUCCGCCCCGGCACCGUCGCGCUCCGGGAGAUCCGCAAGUACCAGAAGAGCACGGAGCUGCUCAUCCGCAAGCUCCCCUUCCAGCGCCUCGUCCGCGAGAUCGCGCAGGACUUCAAGACGGACCUGCGGUUCCAGUCCUCCGCGGUCGCCGCGCUGCAGGAGGCCGCGGAGGCCUACCUCGUGGGCCUAUUCGAGGACACCAACCUCUGCGCCAUCCACGCCAAGCGCGUCACCAUCAUGCCCAAGGACAUCCAGCUCGCCCGUCGCAUCCGCGGGGAGCGCGCCUAGGCGUCUCGUGACCUCCGGAUCUAGAUAGAUGGCUUCUAGAACAAGAACUUGCAAUGCCUAUUAUCACUGUUGAUCUCUGGUUAUCAAUGUAAAUCGCUCAUCUUGGAUGCGGAUUUUCUGCCGAAGUUUCGCUCGAAUCAUUUCUUGUCUAGAAUUUGUUUGUGUUGCUGUCCUGUUUCCAUUUUGCUUCAGUGUUAUCAAUCUGGCAUGUUAAACUGGGCUGUAAUAAAUCCAGCCCGGCCCGUGAGCAGUUGGCUCUCUCUGGCCCGGCCUGCAGCUCAAGGUUGAGAACUGAGUUAGGCCGGCCCAUCCUACAGAUUGCUUCUGUCGCUGUCAGCGUAGUCGUCAGAGGUUCCAGUUUUAAGAU
This is a messenger RNA of Phragmites australis (common reed), 851 nucleotides long. Its product is annotated as histone H3.2. NCBI's taxonomy places the organism in Eukaryota, Viridiplantae, Streptophyta, Magnoliopsida, Poales, Poaceae. The record is from RefSeq and is a predicted model, not a curated record. Gene Ontology annotation, molecular function: protein heterodimerization activity; structural constituent of chromatin; DNA binding. Gene Ontology annotation, cellular component: nucleosome. The transcript has a single exon. The coding region runs from base 74 to 484 and encodes 136 amino acids.